Molecule: messenger RNA, 1087 nt
Organism: Fimicolochytrium jonesii
Lineage: Eukaryota; Fungi; Chytridiomycota; Chytridiomycetes; Spizellomycetales; Powellomycetaceae
Exons: 7
Coding region: 150-830 (226 amino acids)
Biological process (GO): protein import into nucleus
Cellular component (GO): cytosol; nucleus
Molecular function (GO): nuclear import signal receptor activity
Source: RefSeq, a predicted model, not a curated record
AACUUCCUCGGCCUGUAAUCAUAGGCUGUCGCGUCGGACAGGGACGAUUUCCACCUUCAGCAGGGGAGAGCAGCACCACACAACCCUCUCAUAGUGAAUCUCCUUUUGAAAGGCACCCUCGCUUAUAUCCAGCCUUUUCUUCCUUUGAGAUGGCGAUGUUCGGUUGCAUUAUUGCCGGGCGACUGGUGCAAACCAAUAUGCAGCAAGUUGAUGCGACGAAGUAUGUUUUUGAUCUGGAAGACCCGCAAUCGAUCAAUCACAUAGUUGUCUUCAUGACUGGCGUGCAGGCCUUCCCGCCAGGAUUCGCAGCUACGGUGCAUUUCUUGUGGCCAUCACCAAGCGCGGCACCGCAAUGGCAAUUACUAGGAAUGCUCUCAAAUGAAAAACCGUCCGCCAUAUUCAAACUCGGAGGCAACAAAGCAGUCGCUUCGGCGUUCACGAAUUCAAAUGGCAUGUCCCCGACCACGGUCAUGACCCCCGGGAUAGCCGCCACGAGCCCGGCGCAACUGGGCAUCUCUGUCGAAUCAAUCGACAUCGUAAUGGCGCAAAUCAAUACUUUGCAUGCGAAUUCCCCGUCGCGUAAUCCCGCAGCUGCGGGCGCGAUCGUCAGGAAUGUGGACCCCAUGAAAUUGGUGGAGAAGGUACUGGAGAGCUUGUACAAUUUCUGUUCGAGCUUUGCGGGACCGUUGCCGCCCAUGUCGACCGCGUUGUUUGGGAUGGACUGGGGGUCUACGUUCAUCCCUCUGAAGGCGUUGCAAGAUUGGUACUUGAUGAUGCAAAGAAAACUGAAGGCAGACCCAUCGGGGGGCAGCAUUAUACGAGCAGAUUAGGCUACUUAACAAUGGAUGUCCCGGCGUACUGUAGCGUAGUUGCACGGGUCUGUCUCAGCGUUUCCUGUGGCAAUGCCCUUUCCUUUUUGGCCGACACCCAUCAGUAACAUCUUGUGUAAUCAAAGUAGAAGUCGCACUGGGUCGUUCCCCUUUUUUCAUGAUUCUUGUCGAUCUUCUGUUAGCAGACCUCCCGCCGGGCACAUUUUAUGCUUUGGGGAGCGAUCGGAAGCACGAAUCGACCACAUCUUUACUCGACU